AUGGAGCCCGUUGAACAUCCACAAAUCACCAACGUUCAAUCUUCAGAAACAACUGCAGUUGAAUCCUCGCACUUUCAAUCUCCUCAGACUACCGAUCAACAUGCCACGCUCCAAAUCGAUUUCAAAUGGGGAAAUUUCAAAUCUCUCGUUUCAGACAUCAACAAACCCGAUGAACCCCUCUACAUCAUCAAAUACAAAUUGUUCUCUUCCAAACAAAUCAUCUACAAAUCAGCCUCCACAAAAGAUGUCAUUGGUACCAGUUCUAUUCAUAUGGUCAGCAUAGACGCAGACUACGAGUGCCGAGGCCGAAGAGACACUCUCGUGGCCCAAAAGCGUUUCAAAACACUAUACACCCACCGCUCCGGCUUUCUGAAGAACCCCCAAGGCCAGCCCGCUGUGAUGACCUGGACAGGUGAUGUCGGUGCCUCGAAGUGGGAUUUUGUUUGUACCGACGAACAACAGAUGCCUGUUGCCAAGUUCACUGCGAACUUGUGGGGCAUCAAGAAAAUCGGAAAGAUCGAAUUGAUGGGUCCGUCGUCAAAUGAGGAGGGCGUUAGGGAUGAGAUGCUCAUUACUGGGAUGACAUUGGCAUAUUGUAUGGUGGUACGUGCGAGUAACAUGUUCAGCUUGCUCGGCUCCAUCUUUGGGGAUCCGGCUCAUGAUAAGAAAUACAAGUCUGAGCCUAUUACUGCAACGGAUAGCAGGAAGACCACUUCGGACGGUGUUGAGCUUUCACAAGUGUCGACUGCUGCUCCUAAUACUCAGGCAGAUGUUAGACAUCGGCAGACACAUUCUGGUCCUUCUACUGAGACAUGA
Messenger RNA from Penicillium pulvis, 816 nucleotides. RefSeq lists its product as uncharacterized. The record is from RefSeq and is a predicted model, not a curated record. NCBI's taxonomy places the organism in Eukaryota, Fungi, Ascomycota, Eurotiomycetes, Eurotiales, Aspergillaceae. The transcript has a single exon. The coding region runs from base 1 to 816 and encodes 271 amino acids.